Messenger RNA from Zingiber officinale, 3466 nucleotides. RefSeq names its product receptor-like protein kinase HSL1. NCBI's taxonomy places the organism in Eukaryota, Viridiplantae, Streptophyta, Magnoliopsida, Zingiberales, Zingiberaceae. The coding region runs from base 229 to 3216 and encodes 995 amino acids. Gene Ontology annotation, cellular component: plasma membrane. The record is from RefSeq and is a predicted model, not a curated record. Gene Ontology annotation, biological process: protein phosphorylation; hormone-mediated signaling pathway. Gene Ontology annotation, molecular function: protein binding; protein kinase activity; ATP binding. The transcript is spliced from 2 exons.
GAAUUAACACAGCCGCAGCACUGUCCGCUUCACCAGAGAUGGCCUUAAAAGCACUUGUCAAAGGAUGAACUGCUCGUGCAUGAUGCCUUGCCCCUCCUCAUGCAAUGCAUUCUUCGUUCGUACUUUGCUUCCCCACCCUCGUCCUCCAGUGACUGAUUAACCCUCAAAUGAAGCAUAUACUCCUCCUCCUCUUCUUCUUCUUCUUCUGACCGGGUUUGAUUCGUGGCCAUGGCAGUUCUUGGAGGUGCCACUGCUUGUGUUGUUGUUGUUUGGCUGCAGUUCUUCUGUUUCUGCUCGAGCUUGAACCACGAAGGCGGAUUGCUUUUGGACGCCAAAACAGGGCUGGAAGACCCCUCCAAUGAGCUGUCCAACUGGGACGCCGGCGACGCCACGCCCUGCCACUGGACCGGCGUCGCUUGCUCCGGCGACACCGUCACCGCCGUGGACCUCGCCAACCUCGGGCUCGUCGGGCCCUUUCCUGCCGCCCUCUGCCGCCUCCCUAACCUCGCGUUCCUCUCCCUCUCCUACAACUACAUCAACUCCUCCCUCUCCGAUUCCGCCCUCGCCCCGUGCGCCGCCCUCGCCCAUCUCGACCUCUCGCAGAACCUCCUCGUCGGCCGCCUCCCCGACGCCCUCGCGGCGCUUCCUUCGCUCGCCUACCUCGACCUCUCCGGCAACAAUUUCUCCGGCGAGAUUCCGCUGUCUUUCGGGCUGUUCCCGCGAAUCCGAGCGUUGUCUCUCGUCGCCAACCUGCUUACUGGGGGCAUCCCCGCCUUCCUCGGCAACCUGACCACCCUCCGGCAGCUUAACCUCUCGUAUAACCCCUUCUCGGCCGGCCGCAUCCCGCCCGCCCUCGGCGAUCUCGCGUCGCUGGAGGUGCUCUGGCUCGCCGGGUGCGGCCUCGCCGGCGAAAUCCCUCCCUCCCUCGGCCGGCUCUCCAACCUCACCGACCUCGACCUCUCCAGCAACGCGCUCUCCGGCGGUAUCCCCGCGACUUUCGCCAACCUCUCCAGCGUCGUCCAGAUCGAGCUCUACCACAACUCGCUCUCCGGCCCCAUUCCCCUAGGGUUUGGCAAUCUCCGAUCUCUGGUUCGGUUCGAUGCGUCGAUGAACCGGCUCGACGGGCCACUUCCGGACGACAUCUUCGAUGGCCCGCGCCUCGAGAGCGCCCACGUCUACUCCAACCGGCUCACCGGCCGAAUCCCCUCGGGCAUCGCCCGGUCCACGAGCCUGGUCGAGGCCCGGCUCUUCGAUAACCGGCUCAACGGUUCGCUUCCUCCCGACUUGGGAGAGAGGUCGCCCCUGAUGCUUCUCGAUCUCUCCGAUAACUCGCUCUCCGGCGAGAUCCCCGCCAGCAUCUGCCACCGAGGUGUGCUAGAGCAGCUGCUCUUGAUGGACAACAUGUUCUCCGGUAGCCUUCCGGACGGCCUCAGCCGGUGCCGGACUCUCACCCGAGUCCGUCUUAGGAACAAUCGACUCUCUGGUGAGCUUCCCGCCGGAUUUUGGGGCUUGCCGCAUCUUUGGCUACUAGAACUCAGAGGUAAUUCCUUCUCCGGUCUGAUAUCUCCCCUCAUCGCCCAAGGCGCGAACCUCUCCAACAUCCUCAUCGAUGAUAACCAGUUCGCCGGCAGCAUCCCGUCAGAAAUGGGAUCUCUUUCGAAGCUGUACGAAUUCUCUGCCGCCAACAACAUGCUAUCCGGGUCGCUGCCGGCGUCUCUUGCUGACCUGCGCGAGCUGGGUAAGCUCGACCUCCACCACAACCUCAUUUCCGGAGAGCUGCCUCGAGGGAUCCAGUGGAGUAAACUCAGCGAGUUGAACCUCGCUGACAAUGCUUUCACUGGUGGCAUACCGCCAGAAUUCGGUGAGCUCGCAGUGCUCAACUACCUUGACCUCUCCGGAAAUCUCCUCACCGGAGAGAUUCCAAUCCAAUUGCAGAACUUGAAGCUCAACGAGUUCAACUUUUCGAACAAUCACCUCUCUGGUCCUCUCCCACCUCUUUUUGCCCUGGAAGCAGACAGGAACAGCUUCCUCGGUAACCCAGGACUCUGCAAGGCCUCCUCUGGGCUAUGCCCUGUUUCAUAUGGAAGAACGUAUAGCCAUAGUUUCAUAUGGUUGCUCCGCUGCAUCUUUAUAUCUGCUUCAUUGAUAUUUGUCAUCGGAAUUGCUUGGUUCUCAUGGCGAUAUCAUAAAUACACGAAGGAGAAUCUGGCAUUUGACAAGUCCAAGUGGUCGCUGACUUCAUUCCACAAAUUGGGAUUCAGUGAGUAUGAGAUCUUGAAUUGCCUUGAUGAAGAUAAUGUGAUUGGCAGUGGUGGUUCAGGGAAGGUUUACAAGGUUAUUCUCAGUAACGGAGAGAUUGCUGCUGUGAAGAAGCUGUGGGGCUCUUCAAAGAAGGAUCUUGAGAAUGUAAACCAACCGAUUGAUGAUGGUUUUGAAGCUGAGGUUGCCACGUUGGGGAAGAUUAGGCAUAAGAACAUUGUGAAACUGUGGUGUUGUUGCAGCCACAGGGACUGCAAGCUUCUGGUUUAUGAGUACAUGCCUAAUGGGAGCUUAGGAGACUUGUUGCAUAGCAGCAAAGGAGGAAUGCUGGACUGGCCGAUGCGGUAUAAGAUUGUGCUUGAUGCGGCAGAAGGGCUUGCUUAUCUCCACCAUGACUGCAUGCCCCCAAUUGUGCAUAGAGAUGUGAAAUCUAACAACAUCCUUUUGGAUGGAGAAUAUGGUGCAAAAGUUGCAGAUUUUGGGGUUGCCAAAGUCAUGGAGAUGAUGGAGAAGGAACCAAAAUCCAUGUCUAGAGUUGCUGGUUCAUGUGGAUACAUUGCACCAGAGUAUGCUUACACUCUUCGGGUUAACGAGACGAGUGACAUAUAUAGUUUCGGCGUGGUUAUUCUUGAACUAGUGACCGGCAAACCCCCUAUUGAUCCUGAGUUUGGAGAAAAGGACUUGGUGAAGUGGGUAUCCAGCACUGUCAGCCAGAAGGGGAUCGAGUAUGUUAUCGAUCCCAAUCUUGAUUCAUGUCACAGGGAGGGGAUCAGCAAGGUCCUCAGCAUUGGCCUUCUUUGUACUAGUUCACUCCCGAUUAACCGUCCGUCCAUGAGAAAGGUUGUGAAGAUGUUGCAGGAAGUUAAUGCAAAAAACAUGCCCAAAAUCAGAAAGAAUGGCAGCAAAUCAUCUCACUGUUACUUGAAAGAUCCCAUUGAAUAUGGAAGUAAUGUUUAAGCAGGUAGUGUGCCAGGAGCUCUUAUUUCAGGAGGCAAGAGCCAAUGAUAGUAAAUGAAAUCUACUUGUGAUCCUCGGCUUUUUUUUUUCUUUCCCUUUUUCGUUUCGUUUGUUUAACAAAUUAGGGAAAAAGAAACUGCACAAGGGCAUCUUUGUGGAUAUAUGCUUCUUCCUCUGAUAUCCAUUUCUGCUGCUAAAAUGUAACAAAAAGCAUUAACCUUAAUAAAUUCUAGAUUCUAUGUUUGGAUCA